Ziziphus jujuba (common jujube) is the source of this 1654-nucleotide messenger RNA. RefSeq lists its product as uncharacterized. NCBI's taxonomy places the organism in Eukaryota, Viridiplantae, Streptophyta, Magnoliopsida, Rosales, Rhamnaceae. Bases 314 to 937 code for a protein of 207 amino acids. The record is from RefSeq and is a predicted model, not a curated record. The transcript has a single exon.
GACAGACCAGGUCUCACAAAGGCCAUCCCAGCAGGGCAGAAAACAAAAACCCAAAAAAAGAAAAAAAAAAAGAAAAAAAGAACCCCAAAAAACAAAAACAAAGAGAAAAAAAAAUCCAAAUUUCUUCUUCCCCAUGUGAGGAAGAAGAAGAAGAAGUUAAAAAAUCAGAAAAAAAAGGAGGAAAAUAAUUUUCAAAUUCUGGGUUUUUCUUGGUUGAAUUUUUAUAUAUAAAUAUUAUUUUCUCUUUUUCAUUUUCUUCUUCUUUCUCAUUUUUGUAAAUUCCGUGGAAAUAUAUAUAUAUAUUUUUAAAAUUAUGGGGACGGAGAUUUUGCGGCCUCAGGACUGUUUAAUCGAAAGGAUUCGAGUACCUCCGGCGUCGUUUUAUCGUCGGAAGAGUUACUAUGGAAAUCCCAAUCCUAACCCUAACCCCAACCCCAAUUUCCACUACUCUAACCCUAGACCUAAUCGGAAACAACACCACCACCAGGUGGUGUUGCGGUCGGAGAAGAGGGAUGAGAGAAAGCUGCAACAUAGGUAUGGGUCUGAGCCUUCGGUCUCGAAGAGAACGAGCUCCGGUGAUCUAUCAGCGAUGAAGACGAUGGAAAAAGUCACGAUUUUGAGGAGAGGCGAGUCGCUGGAUUCGAAGAUCAAGAGCAGCGAAGGUUUGAAGAAAGAAAGUGAUGGUGGUUUGGUUGUUUGUGGGACCGAAAGGUUGGGUCCCGAUCCCGAAAUGGUUCCGAAACAGACUCGGAUCGUGGAUCUGAAGUCUCCGCCGGUUGUGGCCGGGAAAACCGACGUGUAUGCUGGAUCGGCGUGCGCAGUUUCUCCGGCACCGAGCUCGCUUCCUUUGCCUUCGUUCUCGAAGAAGAAACAGGUUUUCGCCAUCGUCGAUGACUCAGCUACCAGAGACCUGAGGCGUUUGCUUCGACUCGAUUGACCCAAAAAUGCUCGAACAAUCAUCAAGAAGAAACGGGUGGAGUUCCGGAUCCGAUUAUCCUGACCCGGAUCCAGAUUUGACCCGAAAACAUUCUCUCUCUCUCUCUCUCUCUCUCUCUCUCUUCUUCCUUAUCUUUUAUCUUCUCCAUGUUAUCGUCUCUGCUACGUUUCUCUCGGUGUCAAAGAUCCGAUCUUUCCGUGAUUUUUUUAAACGGGGACAGAUCUGGAAACUGGGAAAAAUACAGGGACGAAUCAGAUAAAUAUUUUACAGAUGGUAAUUAACUAUGCUACUACUAUUCUGGGGUUGUUUAUGGGGUGUUGAAAAUAUGAUGGGUAAAUUAGGAUAACUAUGAGGGAAAUGGGGGGUUUAUUUGUAAUAUUUGGAAAAAAAAAAAAAUAGUUUGGGUUGGGAAUUAAAAUGGGUGUGGGUUUAUCUCAGUUUAUGGAUGUGAUGUGAAAAAAAUGAUGUAUGUUUUCUGCUCUGAUUAAUGAGGGCUUUUGUGUUGUUGUACCCUUAUGUAUGUAAAGGAAGAUGAAAAAAAAGAAAAAAAAUAGGGAAAUCUGGGCAAGAGUUCCUUAUUUCCAUUUGUCUUCCUCUUUGUUUUAGAUAUUCAAUCUCUUUGUAUUUCUGUAAAUAUUUUGUUAGUCUGUAAUAUCAGGGUAAACGAGUCGUUCUUGGUAACGUCAUUAAUCUAAAUUUCUAGAUUCGAUUUGAGAA